This is a messenger RNA of Drosophila santomea, 1269 nucleotides long. It is a transcript of the gene NC2alpha, whose product is annotated as dr1-associated corepressor. Gene Ontology annotation, molecular function: core promoter sequence-specific DNA binding; protein heterodimerization activity; transcription coactivator activity. Lineage: Eukaryota; Metazoa; Arthropoda; Insecta; Diptera; Drosophilidae. Bases 125 to 1153 code for a protein of 342 amino acids. The record is from RefSeq and is a predicted model, not a curated record. The transcript has 2 exons. Gene Ontology annotation, cellular component: negative cofactor 2 complex; nucleus. Gene Ontology annotation, biological process: positive regulation of transcription by RNA polymerase II; transcription by RNA polymerase II; negative regulation of transcription by RNA polymerase II.
AGCAACUGCCAAUCACCCAUCGACGCCGACAGUUGGGCACCAAGGAACUGUUCUUGUGUGAAAAACACACACACAUUUGUUUUAUUUCGCUAGGACUCUUGACGAUUACUUCACAACUCGGAAAAUGCCAUCGAAAAAGAAAAAAUACAACGCGCGCUUUCCGGCGGGGCGCAUCAAGAAGAUCAUGCAGAGCGACGAGGAAAUCGGGAAGGUGGCCCAGGCGGUGCCCGUUAUCAUCUCACGCACGCUGGAGCUCUUCGUGGAAUCGCUGCUGACCAAGACGCUGCGCAUCACGAAUGCGCGCAACGCCAAGACGCUAUCGCCAUCGCACAUGAGGCAGUGCAUCGUGUCCGAGAAGCGCUUUGACUUCCUCAAGGAGCUGGUCCGCAACAUACCCGACAUCAGUGUGGCCGAGGAGGCCGCCUACAACGAGGACGAUGUGUUGCGCAGCUCGCCAGAGGAUCAGUAUCCAGAUUCAGACACGCCAUAUGAUCUUAGCCUGCCAUCGACGUCAAUGCGCUCGCAGGCGAACGGAACAGCUGCCUACAUGCGCUCCAUGAGUCUGAACAACGGAGCCGGAUCAGGCGUAGGAGCCGCCACUAAGCGGCAACUUCAGUCGCAGCACUCCACCCAUCAAACUCCCACCACCAGCACCACCCUGCCCGCCAAGCUGGCCCGCUCCGAGUCCACGCCGGCCUACACGCCUCGCGGCAGGCCGCCCAAUUACCUCAAGAAACAGUCGGUGCAGCUCGACACUGCCAUACCUGCCCCGAUCUGCAACUACGAACUCAGCAAGCCCUUCGUCAAGAUCGACUACAGCCACGUACAGAUGCAGAUGCCAACGGCGAACCUGUGCACACCGGACGCCUCUGAUUCUGGGUCAGGAUCGGGCGCCGGGUCUGGGGCUUUUAACUUCGACAUAGCUGCUCCGGUGAUCAAUAUCGAUCUGACGAAUAUCGUGGCCGCUGGAGCAGCUGGCAGUCGUGUGCCCCCCACCUCUAUUGGUUUCCCAGCGGCCUCGCCGGGGGAUAACAACAAUGUGAACCAAAUGGCUGGAAAGAGCAGCGCUCCCAUCAUUCCAAAGGCCACCGCGGCAUCAGCGACCCCCACUGAAACCGUUUUCGAAUUAGACGAAGACUAUGACAAUAUUUGAUUAGGAUCUAUGUGAAUGCGCUUUUAAAUUAUUGAUACAUUAAUAUGUACUCUAGGCCUAAGAAAUCACAAUAACAAUUUUUUGCAAAAUAAAGACCAUGCUGGAUUUUAAGCUGA